Hirsutella rhossiliensis is the source of this 1689-nucleotide messenger RNA. Its product is annotated as alpha/beta hydrolase fold domain-containing protein. Bases 1 to 1689 code for a protein of 562 amino acids. The record is from RefSeq and is a predicted model, not a curated record. The transcript has a single exon. Lineage: Eukaryota; Fungi; Ascomycota; Sordariomycetes; Hypocreales; Ophiocordycipitaceae.
AUGGUGACCUUAUCCGGCGCACUCGUGAUGCCGGGCGCUCCUCGUGGCCCCCGAAACCAGAGGCGCGUAGGCAAGCUGGCCACGGCCGUCGUGGCUCUCCUCUGGGCCUCGGACUAUGUGCUUGGGCACAAUAUUCGGACAUAUCCGGGGGAGAAGAUCGGCUGGCGGCUGUGUGGACAGGUCAAAGAUCGCGAGGUGGAAUGCAGCGACAUCAACGUGCCCAUGGAUCAAUUCGACGCUCAUAAUUCUGGCGACAAGACGUUCAACCUGCCGCUCAUCCGGAUGCGCGGCCACAAUGCCACGGAGAAUCUUGUCCUCAACCCGGGCGGCCCCGGCGAGAGCGGGCUAGCAUUCAUCUACACAAAUGGAGCUUAUCUUCACGACGUUGUUGGCGACGGGUUUCACCUGUUGUCCUUCGACCCACGAGGCGUCAAUAGGUCACGGCCUGCAGCCCGAUGCUAUCCCAACAAGGAGACACGCAAGAGCAAGUUCAGGAUCAAUGACCCAGACGCCUUUACCCAAAGCAAGGAGCGGUAUGCCUGGACGCACAACUACGUUCAGGGCUGCGUCGACAACAUGGGAGAGCAUGGUAAAUACAUCAAUACGCCCCAGACGGCUGCCGAUAUGAACAGCAUCCUUAAUGCCGUGGGCCAGCAGCGGAUGGUGUUCUGGGGCUUCAGCUACGGCACCCUACUAGGCCAAACAUACGCCGCCCUCUUCCCAGAACGUGUCAGCCGCGUUAUCAUCGACGGCGUUACCGACUACUUUGACUGGUAUGAAUCGCGUAUCUUGCGGGGCGACUUCAUAGAUACUAUGAAUGUCUUUGAUGGCUUCUUUGAGCAGUGUGUUCAGGCUGGCGAUAGGUGCGAGUUGGCCUCCCGGGCCCGGAAUAAGGGGGAGCUGCGACAGCUAGUGUUGAGCUUCCUACACCGCCUCAAGACGCAUCCUAUCCCCGUCUACAUCAACGCCACGACACAAGGUAUCUUAAAUCACGCAACAAUGCUUAACGGCGCCAUAUACAGUCACCUCUUUAAUCCGAGCACCUGGCACACGCUGGCCCACAAUCUGGCGCAGGUUAUGGACGGCAAUGUGACCGAGGCAUACCUCCGGUACGGCAGCGAUGAAGCAUCAGACACCAUCGAUGAGGCCAACGACAUUAUCGACCUCAAUGACGGGUUAUCGGGACCUGCCUACUGGCCACAGGGAAGGCAGGCUCUCAUUGACUUUCUGAUGCCUUGGUAUAAGUCAUCGCCCUUUUUCUUUCAGAUGAACCGCGAGUAUUAUGCCAAGCAGCAGUGGCCAAUUCCCAAGACACAUAAUUUUGUGCCGCGCCGGCUGGUCCAGACGUCGCAUCCGUUGCUGGUUGUCUCCACCACCUACGACCCCGUCUGCCCGCUGGUGUCGGCUAAAGUCGCCCGCGAGGUGUUCAGGGGCUCAAGCCUCGUCGAAAUCAAGGGCUACGGGCACUGUUCCCUGGCCCUGCCAUCCUCGUGCCUGGCCAGGCAUGUCCGCGCAUAUCUCCAGGACGGCACCCUUCCGGACUACCACACCACCUGCGAGCCCGACCGGCCCUAUUUCCACCAGCAGGAGAGGGGUGGGGCAGCACAGCUCCCGGAGGACCGGACGGGUCAGGAGAGGAUCUUCCCUGCGCAGGUGGUGCUUUCCGACGUGACGCGCCGGCGCUCGUGA